GAGAGGAUUAAUGUUAGCGGGACGAGCUGUGGGAGUUUUUAUCCUCACACUCUGACUCUCGGCUGGUUUUACUCUCGAAUCGUGUUUAAGAUUAAAUCUCUCACAGGAACAAUAAACUCCAGGGUUUACGACAUGGACGUGUUUCUAAUGAUCCGACGUCACAAGACGACCAUCUUCACAGACGCCAAGGAGUCGACCACCGUCUACGAGCUGAAGCGCAUCGUCGAGGGCAUCCUGAAGAGGGCGCCCGAGGAGCAGAGGCUCUACAAGGACGACAUGUUGUUAGAGGACAGUAAGACUCUGGGAGACUGCGGCUUCACGAACCAGACGGCGAGGCCUCAGGCUCCAGCUACAGUGGGUCUGGCCUUCCGUAUCAGCGACGACACGUUCGAGCCGCUGCGUGUGGACGCCUUCUCCAGCCCCCCCGAGCUGCCGGACGUGAUGAAGCCCCAGGACUCGGGCAGCACGGCCAACGAGCAGGCUGUGCAGUGAGACACGCCCGGAUCCAGCUGUGUCUGUGUGUUAGAGGGGGAUCCGGGGUGUGUGUGUGUGUGAGAGAGAGUGUGUGUGUGUGUGUGUGUGUGUGUAUGGUCCUGUGUGAUGUGACUUUGGCUAAAAAAAAAAAAAAAAACAAACAACGUUGGAAUCUAGACAUCGGCGCUCACACCUUCUGACACACGGUGUGUUUAAACACAGAUUUCAAACCUCCACCUCCUACAGCCUGGGACGUGUGUGUGUGUGUGUGUGUGUGUGUGUGUAAAGAGGUGGUGGGCAAAUGACAAAUUUAACAAAAACCAUUACUUCUUAUUUAAUUCAUGUUCCACAUCAUGUGGAAUAUUAGUGUGUGUGUGUGUGUGUGUGAGAGAGUGUGUGACUACGCGCUGUAUUAACAGUACAUGCUGUGUGAUUGUUAAUCAUCAUUAAUAGUAUGAGUCAUGUUCUGGUUACGUUGCCCCGGAGCGCGGGGGGUUUAAGAGCCGAGUUCGAGGCACACGUGAGCCGACUCCUGAAGGGCUUAAUAAUCUCGGAGCUGAGUCUGAGCACGUGCGUGUCGGAGCGCGGGAAAAUCACGCCAGGCGUGAACGCACGUCUCUCGGAGCUGCACGUACGCUUCGUACACCACAGAGGGCGUGUGACGUGCAGGUCAUCUCAUAACAACAUUUAGUAUUAAUGUGUUGUCCCCCCCCCGCCCUUUUUCCUUGCUGUGUGUGUGUGUGUGUGUGUGUGUGUGUGUGUUUGUGACAGCUGAUCAUAUUGUUUUUUUGUGUGUAAUUUAUGCAGUGUUAGUUUAAGAAAAAAAUUCCUUGUAUUCAUUUCCCUUAUUUUUUGUAUUUAAACCAAAGGGGAAGUGUAAGUGGGCAUGUUUGGGGUGUGUGUGUGUGUGUGUGUGUGUGUGCGCGAGCGCAUGUGACAAAAUGGCGUGUGAUCUUUUGCAAUCCCGUGAAGAACAAGGCGUCUCUGUUUGAGUUUGAUCCAGUGCUGAUAUGUUCACCCCAAACAAACAAAAACUGUUUCAUGUGAGAAAGAACUCAACAAACUCCUCUCUCUUUCUCUCUCGCCCCCCCCCCUCUCUCUCUCUCUCUCUCUCUCUCUCUCAGUGCUGAGACUUGUUCCUCACAUCGCUUUUUCAGUUCAAAUAAAAAAAGCAAAAAAGACCUGA
Molecule: messenger RNA, 1660 nt
Organism: Clarias gariepinus (North African catfish)
Lineage: Eukaryota; Metazoa; Chordata; Actinopteri; Siluriformes; Clariidae
Gene: elob
Product: elongin B
Exons: 4
Coding region: 133-492 (119 amino acids)
Biological process (GO): transcription elongation by RNA polymerase II
Cellular component (GO): elongin complex; VCB complex
Molecular function (GO): protein binding
Source: RefSeq, a predicted model, not a curated record